AUGCGGGGAGAUCUUGGCACGCAUACCCGGGGUGGCCGAACGAACCCCUACUUCACCCCCUCCCACCUGGCCUGGCAAGCCGCCAUCCGGCCCUUCAUCCAAACCCAUCUCCACGCCCACGCCAUCGACCACGAAACCGCCGGCACCCUCCCCCCCACCAUCUUCCGCACCUUCGCCCAGUCCCACAUGCUCCUCCCGGCCCUCCCCGCCCCGCUCCCCGUCUCCUGGCUCAAACGCCUCGGCAUCCACACCCUCCUGGGCGGCCUGAAGGUGGAGGAGUUUGACGCGCUGCAUGGGUAUAUCUACGCGGAUGAGAUGGUGCGCAGCGGGCUGGCGGGGCCCGGGGCGAGUCUGACGACGGGGAUGGCGUUUGGGGUGCCGUUGAUUGUGCGGUUUGGGGGGGAGGGGUUGAAGGAGAGGGUUCUGCCGGGGUUGUUGAGGGGGGAAAAGAGGUGCUGUAUUGCGAUUACGGAGCCCGAUGCGGGGAGUGAUGUGGCCGGGGUGGGGACGACGGCGGUCAGGAGUGGGUGUGGGAGGUGGUGGGUGGUUAAUGGGGUGAAGAAGUGGAUCACCAACGGCAUCUGGUCCGACUACGCGUCCAUGGCGGUGCGCACCGGCCCGCCCGGCAGCGGCGCCAAGGGCAUCUCCCUGCUGGUCGUCCCGCUCAAGGACACGCCUGGGGUAACCAUGCGGCGGCUCAGAGUCUCGGGUACCGCCUCCUCCGGCACGACUUAUAUCGAGCUCGACGACGUGCGCGUGCCCAUCGACAACCUGCUCGGCGAGGAGAACCAAGGGAUGCGCUACAUCAUGACCAACUUCAACCACGAGCGCCUGGCCGUGGCCACGGGCGCGACCCGCCAGGCCCGUGUUGCGCUGACGGCGGCCUUUGAGUACGUUCUCAAGCGCGAGGCGUUCGGUAAGCCGCUGGUUGAGCAGCCCGUUGUUCGCCAUCGGCUGGCCAAGGCGGGCGCCCUGCUCGAGAGCCAGACAGCGUGGGUCGAGCAGUUCGCCUUUAUGAUGACCAAGAUGCCGCACGAACAAGCCGAUGUUUUGUUGGGUGGCCCCACGGCGCUGCUGAAGGCGAAUGCGGGGAUGGUGUUCAAGGAGUGCGCCGAUACGGCCGUGUUGCUGUUUGGGGGGAAUGGAUACACCAAGACCGGACAGGGCCAGCUGGUGGAGAUGCUGUACCGGGAAGUCAUGGGCACGAGGAUCCCCGGCGGGUCCGAGGAUGUCCUGCUCGACUUGGCUGUGCGGCAGCUCGUCAAGAUUUACAAGAUGCAGACCAAGUUGCUGGAGGCCGACUCGAAGCUGUGAGAUAGGCAGGGCGUGUAUGACUCUGCCAGUAGGGCUCGGGAUGCAAGGCCAACGUGAUGAGACCGAAAACCUGGCGAUCCGGCGGACCUGCAAUGGGAUAAAGCCAGUCUCGGACUUCUCACCGGAGUUGUGACACAUGUCGAGGCAAGAAAAGCCAAAUAAUGGUUCAAGUAUAGCUGAGGUAGCUUCUAACUGUAUUAUCAAUAUUCUAUUCUAUUCUAGUA
Chaetomium fimeti is the source of this 1538-nucleotide messenger RNA. Its product is annotated as acyl-CoA dehydrogenase/oxidase. Gene Ontology annotation, molecular function: acyl-CoA dehydrogenase activity; flavin adenine dinucleotide binding. Gene Ontology annotation, cellular component: cytoplasm. Gene Ontology annotation, biological process: fatty acid beta-oxidation using acyl-CoA dehydrogenase. The coding region runs from base 1 to 1314 and encodes 437 amino acids. The record is from RefSeq and is a predicted model, not a curated record. The transcript has 4 exons. NCBI's taxonomy places the organism in Eukaryota, Fungi, Ascomycota, Sordariomycetes, Sordariales, Chaetomiaceae.